Dama dama (fallow deer) is the source of this 3649-nucleotide messenger RNA. RefSeq names its product glutamate ionotropic receptor AMPA type subunit 4 (gene GRIA4). Lineage: Eukaryota; Metazoa; Chordata; Mammalia; Artiodactyla; Cervidae. The record is from RefSeq and is a predicted model, not a curated record. Gene Ontology annotation, biological process: synaptic transmission, glutamatergic; monoatomic ion transport; modulation of chemical synaptic transmission. Bases 1 to 2484 code for a protein of 827 amino acids. The transcript is spliced from 15 exons. Gene Ontology annotation, molecular function: AMPA glutamate receptor activity; transmitter-gated monoatomic ion channel activity involved in regulation of postsynaptic membrane potential. Gene Ontology annotation, cellular component: dendritic spine; AMPA glutamate receptor complex; postsynaptic membrane.
AUGGUUAAAGAAUCUGCUUGCAUCUGUUCCCAGUAUUCCAGAGGAGUAUUUGCCAUUUUUGGACUCUAUGAUAAGAGGUCAGUACAUACCUUGACCUCAUUCUGCAGCGCCUUACAUAUCUCCCUCAUCACACCAAGUUUUCCUACUGAGGGGGAGAGCCAGUUUGUGCUGCAGCUAAGGCCUUCCUUAAGAGGAGCCCUCUUGAGUCUGCUGGAUCACUAUGAAUGGAACUGUUUUGUAUUCCUGUAUGACACAGACAGGGGAUACUCGAUACUUCAAGCUAUUAUGGAAAAAGCAGGACAAAAUGGGUGGCACGUCAGUGCUAUAUGUGUGGAAAAUUUUAACGAUGUCAACUAUAGGCAACUUUUAGAAGAACUUGAUAGAAGACAAGAGAAGAAAUUUGUAAUAGACUGUGAAAUAGAGAGGCUUCAAAACAUAUUAGAACAGAUUGUGAGUGUUGGAAAGCACGUUAAAGGCUAUCAUUAUAUCAUUGCAAACUUGGGAUUCAAGGAUAUUUCUCUUGAGAGAUUUAUACACGGUGGAGCCAAUGUUACAGGAUUCCAGUUGGUAGAUUUUAAUACACCUAUGGUGACCAAAUUAAUGGAUCGCUGGAAGAAACUAGAUCAGAGAGAAUAUCCAGGAUCUGAGACACCUCCAAAGUAUACGUCUGCUCUGACUUAUGAUGGAGUCCUUGUGAUGGCUGAAACAUUCCGAAGUCUCAGAAGACAGAAAAUUGAUAUUUCCAGGAGAGGAAAUGCUGGAGAUUGUCUGGCAAAUCCAGCUGCUCCAUGGGGCCAGGGGAUUGACAUGGAGAGGACACUCAAACAGGUUCAAAUUCAAGGGCUAACAGGAAAUGUUCAGUUUGACCACUACGGACGCAGAGUCAAUUACACAAUGGACGUGUUCGAGCUGAAGAGCACCGGGCCGAGGAAGGUUGGGUACUGGAAUGAUAUGGAUAAAUUAGUCUUGAUUCAAGAUGUACCCACUCUUGGCAAUGACACAGCAGCUAUUGAAAACAGAACAGUUGUUGUAACCACUAUUAUGGAAUCCCCAUAUGUUAUGUACAAGAAAAAUCAUGAAAUGUUUGAAGGAAAUGACAAGUAUGAAGGAUAUUGUGUAGAUUUGGCAUCUGAAAUUGCAAAACAUAUUGGUAUCAAGUAUAAAAUUGCCAUUGUCCCUGAUGGAAAAUAUGGAGCAAGGGAUGCAGACACAAAAAUCUGGAAUGGGAUGGUAGGAGAACUUGUUUAUGGGAAAGCAGAGAUUGCUAUUGCCCCUCUGACAAUCACUUUGGUCCGAGAGGAGGUCAUUGACUUCUCUAAGCCCUUCAUGAGUUUGGGCAUAUCUAUUAUGAUCAAAAAGCCUCAGAAAUCUAAACCAGGAGUGUUUUCCUUCUUGGAUCCUCUGGCCUAUGAGAUUUGGAUGUGCAUAGUCUUUGCCUACAUUGGUGUCAGCGUGGUCUUGUUCCUGGUUAGUAGGUUUAGUCCUUACGAGUGGCACACAGAAGAGCCGGAAGAUGGGAAGGAAGGACCCAGUGACCAGCCUCCCAACGAGUUUGGCAUCUUUAACAGCCUCUGGUUUUCCCUGGGUGCUUUUAUGCAGCAAGGAUGUGACAUUUCACCCAGAUCCCUCUCAGGACGAAUUGUUGGAGGUGUUUGGUGGUUCUUUACCCUCAUCAUUAUAUCAUCUUAUACUGCUAAUCUCGCCGCUUUCCUGACGGUUGAGAGAAUGGUCUCCCCUAUAGAAAGUGCAGAAGAUUUGGCCAAACAAACAGAAAUUGCCUACGGAACACUGGAUUCAGGGUCAACAAAAGAAUUCUUCAGAAGAUCAAAAAUAGCAGUGUAUGAAAAGAUGUGGACCUACAUGCGAUCAGCAGAGCCAUCAGUGUUCACUAGGACUACAGCUGAGGGAGUAGCUCGUGUGCGAAAAUCCAAGGGCAAAUUUGCCUUUCUCCUGGAGUCCACUAUGAAUGAAUACAUUGAGCAGCGAAAGCCAUGUGACACAAUGAAAGUUGGAGGAAAUCUGGAUUCAAAAGGCUAUGGAGUAGCAACGCCCAAGGGCUCUUCAUUAAGAAAUGCUGUUAACCUCGCAGUUUUAAAACUGAAUGAACAAGGCCUCUUGGACAAAUUGAAAAACAAAUGGUGGUACGACAAAGGAGAAUGUGGCAGCGGGGGAGGUGACUCCAAGGACAAGACGAGUGCCUUGAGCCUGAGCAACGUAGCAGGCGUCUUCUACAUUCUGGUUGGCGGCUUGGGCUUGGCAAUGCUGGUGGCUUUGAUAGAGUUCUGUUACAAGUCCAGGGCAGAAGCGAAGAGAAUGAAGCUGACCUUUUCUGAAGCCAUAAGAAACAAAGCCAGAUUAUCCAUCACUGGGAGUGUGGGUGAAAACGGUCGCGUCUUGACACCCGACUGCCCAAAGGCUGUACACACUGGAACUACAAUUAGACAAAGUUCAGGAUUGGCUGUCAUUGCAUCGGACCUUCCAUAAAAACCAAAAAAAUAAUUGAGUGCCUUAAUUAAACUGUGUUUGUGACUGAUGGAAACGCAGCCCUGAGGGACAGGCUAAGCGCAGGUCUUCGCUCAAACAAUCCUUUGGCUGAGAGCGGGAAGUUCGUCCUAAGGCGCCAAACAUCAGCAACGUGUGCAUGAGCUCAGCUCGGAAACCCAAACUCAGAUUUUAUAUCAGGAAAACUCACAAUUUAGAUUUUUUUUUUCGGGUAGUGGGGGUGGGUGGGGAGCUGGGAUGGGUGUAUCAACAGCAACAAAUUUCACCUGAGUGGACUUAAAAACUAAUCAGACAUGCAAGUUAGCACAUUAAAGUGUGAAGUUCUUGCUCAGAAAGGCCUCAGUCUUCACUUCAAGGCAUAAAAUAGUUAUAGAAGUCAAUGAAUGCGCUAACCUGUGUCUCCAGAACACCCAUAUAUUCAAUGGAAGACUAUCCAGCUGAGAAAACAAAUCACUAUACUCUGACAAAAAAUAAUAAACAAACAUGUAAAUCCUGUGAAAAAAAAAAAACUUAAAGAAAAUAAUUACACUUACUUUGGAGAAAACAAAUACUGAAACAUGCUUGCUUUUUAACUGACAUAAAUUCAGUAGAGGACAACACAAUUCUUUUUUCUAACCAUCUUAGGGAAAAAUACAUUGCAAUAAUUGAAAUAAAUGCCAUCACUGUAAUAAACUUUAGAGACUUUUUUUAAAAUAAAAGUUGUUGGUAAUUUUGUUUGCCAUAACCUUCACUCUGUCACAUGAGUCAGUGUCCACAGAUUGCAUUUGUCUCACUACCAGGAACAAAAUGAAGACAACAUUAACGUAAAAUCAUCAGUCUACAAUGUAGAAUCAGAAGAUACUAUGGGUCAUUUAUGUUAUCAAUAUUAUUUAUAAUCUUGUUCUGUGUACAAAAUUGUGGUUUUUGUACCCACCAAAAAGAAUAAACAAUAUUUACAUUCUUACAAUAUUUACAGAGCUUAAAGUUUUUUCUUAUCAUUAUAAAAGUUAUUUGAGAAAUUAUGAGACUAUGGGUGGAAUAGUAAAAGUAAACUGUGGGCCAUAUUGGAAAAUGUAUCUAGCCCUUAUUAUUUUUGCAUAAUAAGCUAAUUUUUUACACAGAUCUUUGCCUCAUUAGCAGUUGAAUUGUCAAAGAUGGAAUGUUUGAA